UUAAAUGUUGACAAUUUUGUUUGUUAAAAUUCGCACCUCGUUUUUUUCGACAUAAUGUUUGUUUGUUUGUUUUGAAUAGAUUCGACAUUUAUCGAUUCGAAUUUCACCAUUGUUGAUCACAGUUGUGAAACUAAAAUGGAACUAACAAAAAUUUGUGGUGUUUGCGGUGAUAAAGCAUUAGGAUAUAAUUUCAAUGCAUUAACAUGUGAAUCAUGUAAAGCAUUUUUUCGUCGUAAUGCUUUACGUAACAAGAAAUUUCAUUGUAUAUCAAAUACAAAUAAAUGUCAAUUAGAUCCAAAAACAAGAAAAUAUUGUCGAAAAUGUCGAUUAGAUAAAUGUUUUUCGAUCGGUAUGUUAAAAGAAUGGAUUUUAACGGAUGAAGAAAAACAAAUGAAACGUCGUAAACAUCGUCAUAUUGAAUUGAAUGAUGCUGAUAGUUCAACAACACAAAAUCAACAACAACAACAAUCAACAAGUAAUGAUCAUUCGAAUAGUAGUACAAUUAUUGAUGAUAAUAAUGCUAAACGAAUCAAAAUAAAUCAUGGACAAAAUAAUAUCAUUAUAUUACCUAUAAUAACAUCAUCGGAUAAAUCGAUUAUUAAUAAAGAAAAAUAUGAACAAUUACAAACAUUAACAACAACAACAACAAAUGAUUUGAUACAAUCGAUUGAUAGAAAACGUUUAAUAGAAUAUAUUAAUGAACGAUUAGAUUUAUCAUCAUCAUCACCUUUGACAUGUGAUGAUGGCCACAAAGAUCAAUCAAAAGAUCAUCAUAAUGAUAAUAAUAAUAUAAUAUUUUUGAAUGAAAAUGAUUCAUUGAAAAAUGAUGGAGGGCCAGAUUUAUUUUCAUAUGAAUCAUCUUCAUCAACAACGACAUUAUUUUCGAAAAAUAUUUUCAAUGAUCAACAGCAGCCACAACAACAAUCAUCAUCAUCAUCACCACAUUGUUCUUUGCAGCCGCCGUUGCCGCAAAAUGAUCCAAUAAAAUUCAAUGAUAUUCAAUGGUCACCACCAUCAGAAUAUUUAGCUAAAAAUAAUGAUACAAUAAUAACAAAUAAUAAUAAUUAUUAUCAAUCAACACCGAAAACAUCGACAACAACAUCAUUGGAUAAUAUUUCAAUGUUACCGGAAAAUGUAAUUGCAAAUCAAAAACAAUAUAAUAAAUGGCAAAUUUCAUCAAAAAUUUAUAAAGAUGUUUUACAAAAGGAAAAAGUUAUUGAUGAUAUUUAUGAUAAAGAUCCAAAACGAUUCGAUAAAAUGGAACAUGAUCGUUUGGAAGAAUUACAAAGAAUUUUUGUUACAUUAAAUGAAAUGGAUCAACGUUCAGUGAAUAGUGAACGUAAAAUUGUCAAUAAUAUGGUUGAAGGAUUUCAAUAUUUAGAAUUUGCAAUCAAACAAUUAAUUUUACAUAUUAAAAAUGUUCAAGCAUUCAAAAAUCUUUGUCUUGUUGAUCAGGAAAUUUUGUUGAAAAAUUCUGUAAGUAAAAUUCGUAGUCUACUCAAUAUAAUUCGUUGUUAUGAUCCGGAAAAAAAUUCCGUAAAUAUUCCCUAUAAUAAGGAUGGUACACUUCUUGUUUAUGAACAAGAUUAUCUUCGACAAUUACAUGGUGAACAACAUUAUGAAAGAUGUCAAAAUUUUUGUCAAUCAUUUCAUGCUGAUUGGAAAAAUGAUGAUAUGAUUGUUAAUCUGCUUAUCUUAAUUAUGGUAUUUUUUCCCAAUCGUGAAGGUUUGCUGCAUCGUGAAUACAUAACAUUGGAAUAUUAUACCUAUUGUCAUCUAUUACAACGUUAUCUAGAGGUUAAAUUUCAAUCCAUUUGUGAAGCUAAAUCAAUCUAUCUAAAUCUUUUAAGUCGUUUGGAAGAGAUAAGUCAUUUUAAUGAUGAAUUACUUGAAAUGAUAUUGAUGAAAUUUGAUCCACAAUAUAUUGGUCCAUUAACAUUGGAAUUAUUUAAUUUGGAAAAAAAAACUUAAACAUUCUUGAUUUGAAAAUUUGUUGAAUCUUCUAUUUUGUUUUUU
Messenger RNA from Dermatophagoides pteronyssinus (European house dust mite), 2016 nucleotides. It is a transcript of the gene Hr96, whose product is annotated as Nuclear hormone receptor HR96. The record is from RefSeq and is a predicted model, not a curated record. NCBI's taxonomy places the organism in Eukaryota, Metazoa, Arthropoda, Arachnida, Sarcoptiformes, Pyroglyphidae. Gene Ontology annotation, molecular function: RNA polymerase II cis-regulatory region sequence-specific DNA binding; zinc ion binding; nuclear receptor activity. Gene Ontology annotation, biological process: negative regulation of transcription by RNA polymerase II; cell differentiation; positive regulation of transcription by RNA polymerase II.